This is a messenger RNA of Didymosphaeria variabile, 588 nucleotides long. RefSeq lists its product as uncharacterized. The record is from RefSeq and is a predicted model, not a curated record. Lineage: Eukaryota; Fungi; Ascomycota; Dothideomycetes; Pleosporales; Didymosphaeriaceae. The coding region runs from base 1 to 588 and encodes 195 amino acids. The transcript is spliced from 2 exons.
AUGCGCGCCUUCGCUUUCGUCUCUGCCCUCGCGGCUGUCGCUUUCGCCCAGGACUCUUCCUCUGCCGCUGAGUCUUCUGCUGUCGCUUCCUCUGAGGCUGCCUCUUCUUCUGUCGAUCCUGCUCCUCAGACCUCCUACCUCGCGCAGACCAACUCUCUGGGCGUUGUAACUGGCGGACCGGCCGUUGCCACCUCGCAGCCCACUCAGCCUGCUGCUGACACCUCCAUUCCUUCGCAGCCUGCGGUUGUGACCUCUCUUCCCGCCGGCGUCUCCAUCCCCGCGCAAGCAUCUGGCGUCCACACCGUUGUCAUCCCCAUCGGCAACAACAGCACCACCCAGGUCGUUGUCUCCGCCAACAACUCCACCACUGUCGUCCUCGUUCCUAGCACUGCCUCAGGUGCUGAGACCACCGGCACCGGCAAGGCGACUGGAAGCAAGGCAACUGGCUCUGAUGCCACCGGCUCUGACGCUACCGGCUCAGAUGCCACUGGCACCGGUGCCGAGUCAACCAGCACCCCCGGCGCUGCCGCCAACGUCCAGGUCGCUGCUGGCUUCCUCGGCGCUGGUCUCCUUGCUGCUUUCUUGUAA